This is a messenger RNA of Lactuca virosa, 1082 nucleotides long. The record is from the annotation of a GenBank genome assembly. Lineage: Eukaryota; Viridiplantae; Streptophyta; Magnoliopsida; Asterales; Asteraceae.
GUGAUAGAAAGUCGUACACCAGUCACAAAAAUUGAAGAGCACACAAGCCACUGAAAAUUGAAGAGCGGGCGAUCGGAGAAAAUCGUAGCCGCCGCACAUACCCCCUCUUCCGCUUUCUCUUCAAAAUUAUUUCCAAAAAGGGAAGAAAAGAGCAAAAAGGAGGGAUGUCAGACCUAGACCGGCAAAUCGAGCAGUUGAAGAACUGUGAACCACUCAAAGAGUCUGAAGUCAAGGCUCUCUGCUUGAAAGCCAUGGAAAUCCUCGUCGAAGAGAGCAACGUUCAAAGAGUCGAUGCUCCUGUCACUAUAUGUGGCGACAUCCAUGGACAGUUUUAUGACAUGAAAGAGCUAUUCAAGGUAGGUGGUGACUGCCCAAAGACUAAGUACUUGUUUCUUGGAGAUUUUGUGGACAGAGGCUUCUAUUCUGUAGAGACCUUUUUGCUUUUACUUGCCCUCAAGGUAAGGUAUCCUGAUCGGAUAACAUUGAUUAGGGGGAAUCACGAGAGCCGACAGAUCACACAGGUGUAUGGAUUCUAUGAUGAGUGUCUGAGGAAGUAUGGUUCUGUCAAUGUUUGGAGAUAUUGCACCGAUAUAUUUGAUUACCUAAGUUUGUCUGCGCUUAUUGAGAACAAAAUAUUUUCAGUUCAUGGUGGUCUGUCUCCCAACAUCAACACAUUAGAUCAGAUUCGGACAAUUGACCGGAAGCAAGAAGUGCCCCAUGAUGGUGCCAUGUGUGACCUCCUGUGGUCAGACCCGGAGGACAUUGUUGAUGGGUGGGGUCUGAGUCCACGUGGUGCUGGUUUCUUGUUUGGUGGCAGUGUUGUUACUUCUUUUAACCACACCAAUAAUAUCGAUUACAUUUGUCGUGCACAUCAAUUGGUAAUGGAAGGUUUUAAAUGGAUGUUUAACAACCAGAUUGUUACUGUCUGGUCAGCCCCAAAUUACUGUUACAGGUGUGGUAAUGUGGCUGCUAUUCUUGAACUGGAUGAGAAUCUUAACAAACAGUUCCGAGUAUUUAAAGCAGCUCCACAGGAAUCAAGAGGCGCCCCGGCUAAAAAACCACCACCAGAUUACUUUCUAUGA